AUGGCAAAGCGUUAUUUCAGACAUUUUGAAAUGUUCAAGCGCGUCUUGGACGAAGAGGGGGAAGCUACCAGCAUCUCAGAAAGAAGUUUCCAAGCUCGUUGCGUGGUCCGAGGAUUCGGAUCCUAUGUGGUCUUCAUAUGCUUGUUCAAAUGGGUUCUUCGGAUCGACCAUGUUCCCUUGCUUUCAGCUUCAGCAAAGGGUGGGUGUCGAAAAAUGGGAAGAACAGAUCGUCAAGGUUUCAACCAGAAAGAGCCGAGAGAACUCCUAGACAAGAAGCCGGGCGAGCUGAGGUUGUAUAACAAGAGACUGGAGAAGGUACAAAAAAGCCGGUAUGGGCUAGAAUGCGAGGCCAUAACAAAGGAAAUUUUCAUUGUCAGAGUCAGGAAUUUGUUGGCGGAGGGAGCUAACGAGGAUAUCGAAGAACCAAGUCUGCUGGAAAGAUGGGUGCGACCUUGGCUCUGA
Messenger RNA from Penicillium crustosum, 462 nucleotides. RefSeq lists its product as uncharacterized. Bases 1 to 462 code for a protein of 153 amino acids. The transcript has a single exon. The record is from RefSeq and is a predicted model, not a curated record. NCBI's taxonomy places the organism in Eukaryota, Fungi, Ascomycota, Eurotiomycetes, Eurotiales, Aspergillaceae.